Messenger RNA from Diospyros lotus (date-plum), 2401 nucleotides. RefSeq names its product zinc finger CCCH domain-containing protein 17-like. The transcript has 6 exons. Gene Ontology annotation, molecular function: metal ion binding; protein binding. The record is from RefSeq and is a predicted model, not a curated record. The coding region runs from base 538 to 1971 and encodes 477 amino acids. NCBI's taxonomy places the organism in Eukaryota, Viridiplantae, Streptophyta, Magnoliopsida, Ericales, Ebenaceae.
CUCUCGUUUUCGCUUUCGCUUUCGCUUUCGAUUUCGGUUUUCGAUUCCGAUUUCGAUUUAUCACUAUAAGGUUUUUGCCGCUCUGUCGAUCGGUGUUUGAUUUCCUGUCAUUCUGAACUGAUCAAUCGGUCAAGAUUCACGGUUCGAGCGAUCGGCGACUAUUGUCGAAGGAAGGCCUUUAAUCUCGACUUCAGGUUUGCAGAUCUAGUGCCUAUGCAUAUAUCCCUUCUGCCACCGUUCUUUCUUUAUCAGCAUUGAUAGUUUAGGGUUUUCUUUUACCGCAAUCAAUCAAGAAGCUGUCAAGAUGGCUAUGGCGAUGGGAAUCGGUUCUGUGUUUUUGAGUUGUCCGUGUUCGCCCUUCGGUGUUUCGAAAUUUUUGGAAAUUUUCUAUUUAGGGCAUGGAAAUCCUGGGUUCGUUUGCGGUCAAUGAAUCGAGAAAUCGGGAGGCUCAGUGGUGUUAUGGGGAUAGGAGAUCCAGAGAUUUUGGUCUUGAUCGGUUUAUUGGAUUUGGAAUUUGGACGGUUUUCUUCAUGAAAGAUGGAUGCCGUUGGUUACAGACUACAGGGCGAUUUAUUCUUGUCAUUAAUUAAUUGUAUAUCUCUGUGUGCGUAUAGUAUGGCAAUUGUGGCGGUAAGAGUUUCAGAGAGGAGGCAGGGGUCAGGUUUUCGUCGGCAAUCCAGAGGAGGACUAGUGAACGUUAUUUGUGCUGCCUUUUGGCUUGAGGGGAGGUGCUGUCGACACCCGUGUAAGUUCUUGCACGCAGAAACAAAAUCAGUGACCUCACGACAACCUAAACAAUUCCAAGACUAUAAGUCAAGAACUUGGAAGAGGACUCCCGACAACAGCAGUAUUGUCAAGAAUUCAUCUGUUUUGUCAAGUGCCGAAGAUGGAUCUGAACAUAGUAAUGGUACUGAAAGGGUUCAAGACAAAGUUUGCCAAUAUUGGCUUCCUGGAAAGUGCGUGCAUGGUGAGGUCUGCAAAUUCUUGCACUCCUGGUCUUAUGGCAACGGGUUUUCAAUGAUCACGAAGCUAGAAGGACACUGUAAGGCUGUUAUGGGGAUUGUGCUGCCUUCUGGCUCCAACAAGCUUUACACAGGUUGCAAGGAUAAAACAAUACGGGUUUGGGACUACAAUACUGGUCAGGUGUGGAACACUCAGACGUGCAAUGAACUGACCCUUACCGGGCCAGUUGGACAAGUUCAUGCUAUGGCCACAACUGAUGAUAUGCUUUUUGCUGCGGCACAGGAUGGCACCAUAUUGGCAUGGAAAUUUAGGUCUGAAAAUGAACACCCUGAAUUAAUCGCAUCACUGAAGGUUCAUAGUUGUGCUGUUAUUUCACUUGCUAUUGGAGCAAAUAUGCUCUACUCUGGUUCCAUGGACAACACAAUAAGAGUGUGGGAUCUGAAUACCUUGCUCUGUGUCCAAACGCUACAAGGACAUACGGGUUCAGUUAUGUCUGUUCUUUGCUGGGAUAAGUAUUUGUUGUCCUGUUCAUUGGAUGGAACCAUAAAGGCUUGGGGUGCUACCGAAGCUGGGGACAUGGAGAUGAUCUACUCGCAUAAAGAAGAACACGUAUAUAAGCUCUUAAAGAACUAUCCGUUUUGUGCAUAUUUAUGUCAAUUAAUUUCUGUUUUUGUGCUAGCUGCAGCCCCCUAUUGCAUUUCCCUGCCUCUGCAUUUAUAUGUGGAUGUUUGUUUGUUUGUUGUUUCUUUCUUUUAUCUUUUAUGUUCUCCAUUUGGGAGGGUAGGUUGGGACUUAAUGCAAAGCAUAUCUGCAAAAAUUGCAUAUGAUUGUGGAAAUCUGCGUGUGUUCAGGGUGUUGUUGCUCUUUGUGGGCUUAAUGAUGCAGGGGCCAAACCUAUUCUGUUUUGCUCAUGCAACGACAACUGUGUCCGCUUGGACGGUUUUCUUCAUGACAGAUGGAUGCCGUUGGUUACAGACUACAGGGCGAUUUAUUCACGUCAUUAAUUAAUUGUAUAUGUCUGUGUGCAUAUAGUAUGGCAAUUGUGGCGGUAAGAGUUUCAGAGAGGAGGCAAGGGUCAGGUUUUCGUCGGCAAUCCAGAGGAGGACUAGUGAACGUUACUUGUGCUGCCUUUUGGCUUGAGGGGAGGUGCAGUUGACACCCGUGUAAGUUCUUGCACGCAGAAGCAGAAUCAGCGACCUCACGACAACCUAAACAAUUCCAAGACUAUAAGUCAAGAACUUGGAAGAGGACUCCCGACAACAGCAGUACUGUCAAGAAUUCAUCUGUUUUGUCAAGUGCCAAAGAUGGAUCUGAACAUAGUAAUGGUACUGAAAGGGUUCAAGACAAAGUUUGCCAAUAUUGGCUUCCUUGAAAGUGCGUGCAUGGUGAGGUCUGCAAAUUCUUGCACUCCUGGUCUUAUGGCAACGGGUUUUCAAUG